GUGUGGCGGAGGGUGAAGGAGUCCAGAGAGCUUUUCCGUAUCUGGAACACAUUAGACGUAGCUCUGAAGCUAACGCUGAACGUCCCCCUGCGAGAGCGGGGUGUGUCCAACCCCUGUCCACUCUCUGGACACGCUUAAAGGCUCCGCCAGGAGGAGUCUCAAAGUGUGCACACUCACACACGCUGUCACACACCUCAGGAUCUGAACCGAACGGAGACGCCGAGAAUCAUGUCGUGGACGGCCGUGCUGUGGUGCCUGCUGGCGUUCUGGGUCACCGGGGGUCACCAGCUGACCGCGGAGAACAAGACCACCAUUGUGGAGCUCCAUAACCGCUUCCGGUCGCUGGUGGUGCCCAGCGCUGCAAAUAUGCGCCGAAUGCACUGGAACGAGUCCCUCGCAGCCAUAGCGGUGGCCUACAGCACCAAAUGCGUGUGGGAUCACAACCCAGAGCUGGUGGACAUAGGAGAGAACCUGUUCAUCACCAACGGACGCCUCAAUGUCAGCAACGCUGUGACCGACUGGUAUGAGGAGCACCUGGACUACACCUACAAGAACAACCAUUGCCAAGAAGACAAGAUGUGUGGACACUACACACAGGUGGUGUGGGCGGACUCGUAUGCCGUCGGCUGUGCGUCUCACCUGUGUGCCAAGAUGACGGGUCUUCAGUUCGAGAACGCCAACCUGUUCAUCUGUAACUACUAUCCACCGGGCAAUUUCAAAGGAAAACUGCCCUACACCAGUGGUGAGCCAUGUUACCUCUGUCCAGCAGGCAUGUCGUGCAAAGACAAACUUUGUGCAACCGCAGAGAAGCUGAUCUCCACCAGCCAGCCCACAUCCUCCCCCAGGUCUACCACCCAGAGCCCAGCCACGGAGAAUAAGAGCACCCCGUCAUCUUCAAAAGAGACGAUGCCCUGGACCACCUCACUGCCACGACUUAACUACACUGGUGGAGCCUGUGCAGUAACUGAGGGGUCCCUGACUCUCCUGUCCAGUGUUUUGUUGCUUCUUCUCACAAUGUGAUUGCACCUCUUGCUGCACCACCUCCAAGACUCAGCUUGGAAAUGUGUUCAUUUGUGCUACACAAACUGGAUCAAAAAGUGACCACAGUCAUAGGAUCUUCAUUUUUAAGUAACAGCUCUUCCAACCCUAAUACUGUGUGACAUAAUUCAUAUAAAUAGGAGUUUGUGUCGGUUUCGAUGACACCACACAUGCUCACAGUGACACUGCAUGUGAUUCUGAUGACAUCACAUGCAAUUCUGAUGAUGCAAUGCACUGUUUUGAUGAUGUCAGACACAUUCCACUGAUGUCAUGAGCACUUGUGGUGGUCUCAUAUCACCGAAAGCUCAACUUCCUUGGAAAAUCACGAUGUGAUUCCAGCUCUUUCGAGUCAUGUGCAGCACAGGGAGUCCUGUGCGUCUGAUCUUCCUGCAUGUAGAAACUCAGAUGGGCAGUGAGCGCGGGCCUUUAGGGGAAGAACCAAGAAGGUCCCAGUAGAUUUUUCAACUGUGACUGGAACCCUGGAUCUCCUGCAGCGCUGUGCUCGAUUCAGCAAAGCCACUGUGUGUACAUUAUAUUCUGUGUGGGGGAAAAAAAAAUCAGUCUUUCCUGUCAAGGACUUGAGGAAGCCUGUUGCCAUGACAACAGCAAAGCUGUAUUGCUGACAUAACCGUGUCAAUAUAAGAACGAUAGUUAUUUUAUCGGUGACUUUUCUAUUUCGUAAACAGGGUUCUAGAAAAUUCAUUAAUAGACUCUGUCUUGUCCAUUCUGUUACUGAGUGAAAUUAAAGACCAUUUUAUUCAUUUGCUGCAUCUGUCUGUACUGCAGUCUGAAGUGUCAGUUCAUUAAAUGCAGUGCAUGGGCCAGAU
This is a messenger RNA of Scleropages formosus (Asian bonytongue), 1865 nucleotides long. Its product is annotated as peptidase inhibitor 16. Gene Ontology annotation, cellular component: extracellular region. NCBI's taxonomy places the organism in Eukaryota, Metazoa, Chordata, Actinopteri, Osteoglossiformes, Osteoglossidae. The record is from RefSeq and is a predicted model, not a curated record. Bases 229 to 1020 code for a protein of 263 amino acids. The transcript is spliced from 5 exons.